AGUAAUAACUAUAUUUGUUCACAUCUAUUAACCACACAGAUUUUGUGCUGAUGGGUUUCAGCCUGGUUCACACCCAGUCAACCUCACACACAUGGUCUAGGAAGUAAAGAAAUAUUCUACAAACUUCUACUCGCUCACAAGCCAAACGCAGCCAAGUGGCAGAGAACCAGGACCUUCCUUCAUCAGAAAAUAUAUCGACGCCUCAUCAUCAUGACCCCUGUAACGGCUCCUGCUGAUUCCCAGCUCUUCCAAUGCUCAGCUUUUCUGAAAGGCGAGCCCAAAGCACUGGGGACUGUGCAGAUCAUGAUCGGAAGCUUGACUUUCUUGUUCGGUAUUGUUUUAACCUCUCUCAUUCCAACACCAAUGGUCAUCACUGGUAUAGCUUUGUGGGGAUCUCUGGUCUUCGUUAGCUCUGGUGCUUUAUCAGUCGCUACAGCCAAAAAGCAUGAUCCAUGCGUGGUGAAAGCCUCGUUGGUAAUGAACGUGUUCAGUGCUGUGGUGGCAGGUAUCUUGAUCAUUCUCCUCUCAGUGGACAUGUUGUUUUGGCGUUUCUACUUUCAUCCGUGUGCCUAUGGCUACUCCUCUCAUCAGUAUUCCUCAUACAUGUACGAAUGUCAGUGGCGCGUUCAAUCAAUGUGGUAUGGACUCUAUGGAGUGUUGUUGGUUUUCGAAGUGCUCGAGCUCAUCAUUUCUAUCUGCACUUCUGCUUUCGCCUGUAAAGCUACCUGCUGCUCCACAACUACACCGAUACAGUAUUCACAACCAUUGAUCCCACAGCCGAUGAAUCCACAACCCACCAUUCAACAGCUGACGUUUCAACAGCCAAUGAUUCAACAGCCAACGAAUCCACCGCCAAUGUACAAUCCACCGCCAAUGUACAAUCCACCGCCAAUGUACAAUCCACAGCCGAUGAAUCCACCGCCAAUGUGCAAUCCUGCGUACAACCCACAGACUCCAAAUCAAUUUGUUUCUAUAAAAUCCUAAAACAUUUGAAUUUUAAUCAUGGUGUAGUUCUGUACUGUUUGUUUCACGCCGAACCUCACGUCUAUUACAGUUAGCUGUGAAGCAUUGAGUCUGAAAAACGAUGACUGCAGAGCUACUAAAGUAAUCCAGAAGUCUUGUCUUUAAUUAUUUUGUUUCGUAUCUAUGGUCCGAUUCUGUGAGUGUGUCUGAUUGUAACCUGUCUGAUUAACAAUAAACUUUGCAUGUGGUCCCACUGUGUAAUAACACCA
Molecule: messenger RNA, 1232 nt
Organism: Tachysurus fulvidraco (yellow catfish)
Lineage: Eukaryota; Metazoa; Chordata; Actinopteri; Siluriformes; Bagridae
Product: membrane-spanning 4-domains subfamily A member 4A-like
Exons: 7
Coding region: 211-984 (257 amino acids)
Cellular component (GO): membrane
Source: RefSeq, a predicted model, not a curated record